Molecule: messenger RNA, 2121 nt
Organism: Scomber scombrus (Atlantic mackerel)
Lineage: Eukaryota; Metazoa; Chordata; Actinopteri; Scombriformes; Scombridae
Gene: map7d2b
Product: MAP7 domain containing 2b
Biological process (GO): microtubule cytoskeleton organization
Cellular component (GO): microtubule cytoskeleton
Source: RefSeq, a predicted model, not a curated record
AUGACUGAGGUGGUGCCGAGCUUCCCUGAUAUGACAGCUUUGGCCCCUCCUCCUGCACCGCUGCUCUCCAGUAGGAACUCGUCCCCUGCUCGGUCACCGUCCAGUCACAGGAGCCCUCCAGGUAAAACUCACAGCCUUGUUGAUAGACGAGAGGAAAGAGAGAAGACACAAGAGUUAGCCUCGUCGCUGCGUGAUAAGGACCGCCGCGCUCAGCAGCAGCUGGAGCGCCGCAGCGAGGAGCGAGGGAGGAAGAUGGAGGAGCAGAAGAAGAAGGAGAAGCAGCGCAGGGUGGCGGCCGAGGAGAAGAGACGCUACCACCAGGAGUCAGAGAAGGAGAGGCUGGAGGCCCUGGUACGCCGGAGAGCCGGGGGAUCGGAGAAGAGGAGGAGGAGAGGAGGAGGAGGAACAGGAGGAGGAGGAGGAGGAGGAGGAGGAGAGGAGAACCUGGAUAACCGGCCUAAACGGUGGACAUGGGGAGGACCGCCCGAUGGAGUGGAGGGUAACCCUAAGACCCCGCCCUGCCCUGCCAUUGGCUCCGCUCAGCCCAAUGAGCUUCCUGCUGCUUCCAGUUCCCGCAAAUCCUGUAACGGUACAGACGGCGUCUCUGUGUGUCACGCACGUUUACCGCCACCAGUCGGUGACUUCCUGUCUCCACCCACUUCAGAUCAACCAAUGAACAAACAGCUCUCCAACUCUUCAGCCGCCCUCCACUCACCAGAGAGAGCUUCCCCCAACAACCACAGACCGUACAGAAGUUCCUCCAACCGCAGGAGCAUCGCCGGGUUUCCUGAGGAGACGUCCAAAGCCAAAACACCCACGGGGGAAACACCGAACACACCGGCCCGGAGCUCCUCCUUCAGGGCCAACAGCAAAGGCCCCGCCACACCGAAACGGGUGAGAUCGAACAGGAGUCGGGCCCAGUCUCCCUGCUCCCCCGGCCAGUACCCCCCCUCCCCGAUCCGGCAGAGGGCCGGCACCCCCGGCACCCCCGGCACCGAGGACAGGGGUCACAUUGAGGUCAAAGGUCACGGCACCCUGGAGAGGAAAUCCACCAAAUCUGAGACCUCAGAGAAGAAGAUUCCCAAAUCUACCAGCAGAGAACUGAAUGCAGAGUCUCCGAGCACGCCCACCGGCCGGAGCGUCGGAGGGACGACGGAUGCAGAGGAGGCGUCCAGACUGCUGGCGGAGAGACGCCGUCUGGCCCGAAUACAGAAGGAGCAGGAGGAGAGACAACGGCAGGAGGAAGAGAGACUGAGAGCGGAGGAGGAGCUGAGGAGGAAGCAGGAGGCCAAGGAGCAGCAGGAGAGAGCGGCGCUGCAGGCAGAGGAGGAGCGAGUGAGACGGGAGGAGGAGAGGAGGAACAGGGAGGAGGAGGAGAGACGACAGAAGGAGCAGCGAUGGAAGGACAUGCAGGAUCAGCUGGACAAAGAGAGGGAGGAAGCGUUCCUGCGAGCCCAAAGAGAAGCCGAGAGGAAGCGACUGGAGAGAGAGCAGCUGCACAUCCAGGAGGAGCAGGAGAGGCUGCAGAGGAAGAAGAGAAUUGAAGAAAUAAUGAAGAGAACAAGAAAGAGUGAGGUGGACACUCCGACUGGUGCUGCAGGUGAAGCGUCUGAAGUGAGAGCCGAGAUCGCUGCAGGCUUAGAUGAAGACGCCCCGACUCCGGCCGAAGCCCCCGUCAUCAUGCUGGGACCCCUGGAGAAUAAAAGCUUUGUGGAGGAGCUGUCCGACGGAGUCCAGUCGAUGGACGUCAGUUCUCCAUCUGUCUCCAUCAGUCCGGUUUCCAGGGACGAGCAGGCAAGCGCUCAGGAGUUUUCUCCCGUUACCGAGGGAACAGACGGCUGCCCGUUGGAGCACCUGAUGGACCUGGACGCCCACGGGCGAGAACAGCGUCAGGCCGCCGAGACGCCUCCGUACCCCAAGCUGCAGGCCGGCAGCGGGGUCGGAGACCUCAACAAGAACCUGCUGAUCCAAGGGUACUGCGCCGCCUCCGAAUCCUCCCAGCUCAUCCACAGCGUCAGCCCGAGCAAACUGGACGUGUAGUAGCCAGGAGGUGUUCGGCUUCGGUGUGAACAGGAGAAACAGACCAUCACCUUCUUCUUCUUCAGUCUGCAACUCAACAAC